Schistosoma rodhaini is the source of this 4156-nucleotide messenger RNA. Lineage: Eukaryota; Metazoa; Platyhelminthes; Trematoda; Strigeidida; Schistosomatidae. The record is from the annotation of a GenBank genome assembly.
UUCAUCUUGGCGACCAGCAAAUGAUUAUCUGAUGCUAUAUCAGCUCCUCUCCUGGUUCUCACACCCUCUAUCGUCCUCCUGAACUUUGAAUUGAUGCAGAUAUGGUCAGUUUGAUUCUGCGUAGUGCAAUCCAGGGAAGUCCAUGUGGUUUUGUGAAUGCAUUUGUGUGGGAAUAUAGUGCCGCCUACGAUCAGUUUAUUGAAGGCACAUAGGUUUGCAAAUCUCUCGCAAUUUUCGUUUAUUUCUCCCAGUCAGUUCAUGUCGUCUCAUGACGACUUCGUAUCCAGUGUUGUGCAUUCCAACCGUGGCAUUUAUAUCUCUCAUCAGAAUGGUCAGGUACUUUGUUGGGCACUUCUUGACGAUCGACUGCAGCCUAUUGUAGAAUUUGUCUUCAACGUCUUCAUCGUAGUUGUUGGUAGGCGCAUAGCAUUGGAUGACGUUUAUUGUAAUGCCCUCUCUCUUUGUUUUGAAGGAGGCUUUGAUGAUUCUUGGUCCAUGAAAUUCUCAUCUUAUAAGUGCAUCUUGUGCUUGUUUGGACAACAUCAGUACAAUUCUGUGUGUAUGUGGGGCAUUUUCUUCUUUGUGGACGGUGUAUAAGAGAAGCUCCCCUCAAGCUAGUCAUUGUUGUCCAACCUGCAUCCAAUGUAUUCCACUGAUCCCGAGCACCUUUAGGUUAUAUUUCCUCAUUUCUGAAGCAAUUUGGAAGACACUCCCGGUCUCUAAUAUUGUACGAGCAUUCUACGUAGCUAAAUAAUUGUUGCUCUGGUUGUCAGAAGGGGCAUCGUCCUCGUGGCUUCCGAAGGAGCUCGGCUUUCAUCAUGAGGCGUCAUAAAUCUUCUAAAUGAGGACCUUCUGACUCCCGGCGCAAACUUUAAAUGAAUUGGAUACCUUUUUCGGGUUAAUAUAUUUUAGUGGGCUAGUUUUCUACAAGAUGGGGUCGCUAACCCCAUGGCCAACCCUUCCCCUUUAUCUGGACUUGGGACCGGCAGUAGCCCUCAGAGGAGCUACAGUCUGAGUUAUAGCCAAAGUUACAUGUCUAAUACUGAUAUGGACUCGUACGUUUUCCGCGACAUAUACAUUUUCUGGUGCAAAGUGAAGAUAAUUAAAUUUGUAUUGUAUAUCUUGAGCACUUGCAGACACUUCGAGAGGAAUUGUUCAAGCUGUAACUGACUCAAACGAAUUGAAUUCAGGCUUAACUCUCUAACUCAUUCCAACAAAAUGAAUAAAAAGUAGUAGAAUAUUCCCUCGAUACUGUUAAGAACAAACAAGCAAUAAAGAUUCCUAUUAGUUUAGUUAAGCGUUUACUUUAUAAAUAUGUAUAUAUUAUUUUUAUUAAGACCGGUACGUUUUUUUGAGGAAUGCGAUAAUAGUAGACCGGUUUCGUUGCUUUCAGAAGUGUUUGGUACCUGGUUAUAGUAUUACGUGCCGUCUAGUAUUUUUCCCUGAUAAGCCAAGUUACUAUGAAGACUGUAUACGUGUGCAUACUGAAGAUCAUGAGAAUCAGUUAAUAGUUCCAAUUUAUGCGUAUCCUGUGAUAGGCGAUUUCGAGUUUCCGGAAUUCAUUGAAUUUCCACCAACAAAUAUUGGAAAAAAGAAAACCCAUCAUAUUCCAAUUAAGUCUACUUCAACAGUCGAUUUUGAGUAUCGAAUUCAAAUUAUACACAAUCAUCCAAGUUUCACAAUACAACCAAUGAAAGGAGUUUUACAUGCUGGUCAAAUCACGGAACUCUUAAUUGAUUUUCAACCAAACAACUAUUCAACAUGUGAAUUAAAAUUCGAAUUACAUAUCGCCCAAGUAAAUUUUCAACCAAAAUGUUGUACAGUUAUUGGAAGUGCAUUACCUGGUCUAGAAAGUUCACCUCAUUCAUGUUAUGAUGAUGAUGACGAGAAUCUCUCAGAAUUACUGGAUACAAAUAAAUGUGAAAUUAGUCAAAGCUCACAUAGUCGACGAAAGAAGAAGUCAAAAUAUUCCUCACAAAUAAUAAAAAGUAUAAAAACCCCAAAAUGUGAAAAUUUACCUGAAAUCACAUGUCCACAUCAUUUAGUGAAAUUUCUUUUGGGUAGCCAUGAACAACUUGCUUCCAGCCAACGAAAUAACACAACAACAGAAGGAUUGACUAGACAGCAGAAAUUGCUAAUUUUUGAAUCGAUGGUACACCAGGAUCUUAUUGAUGAACAACGUAAUCAAGUUAGAUGGCAAUCGAAAUUAGGUGCUAAUCCACUAUCACCAGAAGAGCGUAUAAAAAUACUAGAUUCACGUGAAUUAGCUUGGAAACAAUAUUAUAGAAAAUGUACACAUCCAGAAGCCUUGGAAACUUAUAAAUAUCAGCUAUCAAUACCAACUUCAUCAGUUAACUUCAAAUCAAAUAAAGGUCAUCAUAUAUUAUCUGAAUUACGUCCAUAUCGUCCAGUGGAACCAUUCAAUAAAUCUUUAAUUACAAGAUCAGAAUUUACUAUUGAACCAAAAUUUCAUAUAGUUCAAUUUACUAAAGCAAAAUGGUUAUAUAGAUGUGAUAUGAUUGAAAAAUUUCGUUCAACAAUAUCAAGUAUUAUCAUUAAUCGAAGAAUGAUUAAACGAUUAAAAAAAUUAAAACAAGCAAUAGUCAAUGAUAAAGAAACAGUAUCAAAACAUGUCACUAACGAAAAAUACCCAUAUAAUAUUGGCAAUUCAAUUCCAUCAAUUAGGAAAUCUGAUUGUGGUACCAAAUUAUUUCAUCAUCAAGUUUGGUCAGAACGUGAUUUAUUAUGUAAUCAGAAUGUGACAAAAUCAAAUCAGACAACAAUGUUAAAUAGUAGUUCAAUUGAACCUAUACAUCUACUUCCAAUAACAUGUACAUAUAAUUAUAAUCAAUUAUUGAAAACGUUUACAACACCGAAACAUUACUGGCCAUUAUUUGAUAUGCCUAUGAUGCUAGACCAAUAUGAAAUGAGAUAUACAGAUAAAUUUGAUUUGAAUCUUGCUAUGGAUUAUGCAAAAUUAAUACCAAUGGAUAUAAAUUAUGCAGAGUUAUUACCUAUACAACAACAAAAACCACAGAAUCAAUUGUCAUCAACCUCACAGGUCAUUGGAUCUUCACUAACUUGUACUAAUGAAUCAAUGAAUGACUCAAAACUUAAAUCAACAAUAAUCAGUGAUACAUCGAAUCAGUCAACGAUACGUUUACCACAAUCUAUUCAUUCUCUAUCAAGAUCGAACAUGAACACUAGUGGAUACUCAAAUAAUCAACAUCUACCCUUAACAUUAUUAAAUCUAUCUACAUUGAAUGAUUAUUCGAAUACACUAAUCAAUUCAAUCAAUCAGUUAUAUAAACCUAAUGAUAAUAUUAUUUCUUCUAGUCUGUCUAAUUCAGACUACAUUGAUACAGUAUUAAUUAAUCUGGGUCAAACACAUGAUCAUAGUAUUCUCCGUCAAUGGAGUUCAUCAUCUAAUAUGCACAAGCCUUUAGUACCAAUAACAAAAUUAUCAUAUCCAAAAUGUCAUCAGACUUCAAAGAAUGACAAUAUUUUACAAGAAAAUGAACUAUUGAAAGGUUAUUCAUUAAAUGAUGAUGAAUCAAAGUCUAUCAAAGAACUAGUUGAACAAGAUAUUCAAGAUUGGAUCAAGCGUUUCCCAGAAAUGAAUUCGAUGUUUUCAAUGGAAAAUGAGUAUAAUGAUAACGGUGGAAAUGAAGAAAUAUUGCCUUCAUUAAAUAACAGGAAUCAUAAUAAUCCACUUUUGAAUUUGAAUAACGCACCAAUUGAAGAGUCAAAGAAAUAUCAAAAUGAAAUUUUAUCAGUGUGUAAAUUCAAAUUCUAAAAUGAUUAAUAAUUAAAAAUAAAUCCAUUCGAAUGUACAAAACGAGUAUGUAAUAUCUUACUAAACGUAUAAAUAUAUACGUCAGAAAAAGUUUGUGGAGGUUUAUUGAUUUGCAUUGAAUCAUGGAACUGAUCAAAGUUAUACCACCAUUGAAAACUCCAAAGCACUGGGCGGCCGUUUUUUCGUCUAUUAUGCGACACUUAAGACUACGCAUCCAUGACUCCUCACACGAGAAUAGGACCCAGAACUUUUAGUCUCACGCGAAAACACUUAAUCUCUAGACCAUUAAGUCGCUAUCCAACGGUAUUAGUGUCUAACUAAUUUCGCUACCUCCCUCCCUCUCUCUCUCUCUCUCUCUCU